Messenger RNA from Myzus persicae (green peach aphid), 757 nucleotides. RefSeq names its product CDGSH iron-sulfur domain-containing protein 3, mitochondrial. The transcript has 3 exons. Gene Ontology annotation, molecular function: 2 iron, 2 sulfur cluster binding. NCBI's taxonomy places the organism in Eukaryota, Metazoa, Arthropoda, Insecta, Hemiptera, Aphididae. Gene Ontology annotation, cellular component: intracellular membrane-bounded organelle. Bases 219 to 626 code for a protein of 135 amino acids. The record is from RefSeq and is a predicted model, not a curated record.
CUUUUCGCAUUUCGCUUAUCUCAGAAUGUAUUGAAGGAUAUUUUCAUCUCUAUCUUGAUUUUUAUUUUUCCAAUUUCUUAUUUCAUUCUUUAAUUAUUUUACUCUAUAGAGCGUCAAUGUAUUAUACAUAGUACAUACUAUUUUAACUUAAUUUAUAAACCUAAUUACUAGUUUUUGACAUCUUUCGUAAUUUCUUAUAACCAAAAUCCAAAUUAAAUAUGUUAUUGACUAUUAGCAAGUUCACCUGCAAAAUAAAACCACUAAUGAAUUAUAGGGUUUAUUCUAAAAAAAUAGAUGAAAUACUACCAAAAAACUUAUUAGAAGACAUCUAUACAGCAGCACAACAAAAGCAACUGGGUGUAAUUUAUGAUAAAAGGCCAUUUAAAAUUACACUAGAGAAAGACAAAAAGUAUAAUUGGUGUUCUUGCGGUAUGAGUCGACAACAGCCGUUCUGUGAUGGUACUCAUAAAAAUCAAAAACUCAGAAUAACAAUGAAACCAGUUCGAGUUCAAGUAGCUGAAACCAAAGAAUAUUGGCUAUGCAAUUGCAAACAAACAUCUCAUCGACCAUUUUGUGAUGGCACACAUAGACAACAACACAUACAAGAUGCAAUUAAGAAAUAUUAAUUACUGGUUGCUUAAUAUUUUUUGUAUAUUUUAUGAGAUAUAGUUUCUUUUGUUUGGGCACAUAUUUUCAAGUGGAAAAAAAUAGUUUUUCAAAGAAUUGUUUAAAAAAAAAUUGUGCUACUCUAACACUA